Messenger RNA from Prorocentrum cordatum, 2941 nucleotides. The record is from the annotation of a GenBank genome assembly. Lineage: Eukaryota; Dinophyceae; Prorocentrales; Prorocentraceae.
AGUCCGGCUCGGGCAGCGACGCUCCGCGGGCGCGCGCGCCAGUCGUGCUGCCAUGGCGGUGCAGCCGCAAAGCCAGGCCGAGCUCCUCCGCGAGCUCGACGGCCUGUGCCUACCUGGAGCGGCCGCGAAGGCGGAGGAGCUGGCGCCGGGCACUCGCACACGCGGGCGCCGGGGCGGCGCGUCAGCGGCGAAGGCUAAGGCCAAGGCCAAGGCCAAGGCCAAGGCCAAGGCGGCAGCGCCGCCGCCGAUGCCGGCCUCUGCGCCCCCCGCGGCGGAGGCGCCCGUGGACCCGGCCAGGGCGGAGCUGAGCCACGCCGAGCUUCUCGACGAGCUCAGCAGUUUCUGCCUUCCGGGGGCCGAGCCCAGGACGGAGCCGCCGGCGACGCCAGAGACAGCCGCACGCCGUCCACGCCGCCCGCAGGACGGCGGGGGAGGCUCUGCGGCUGCUGCCGAGGCGGGGUCGUCGGCCAAGAAGAGGCCUCGGAAGGCCGACGCGGAGGGGCGGCCGCAGGCGGCCUUCGCGGCCGCCGCGGAGCAGCAGCGGCUGACCGCGGCAGCCCUGGGCGGUGCGGACUCUGCUGGGCUACCGUGCAUGCUGGAGGCGUUCUGCUUACCGGGGGCCGGACCAACAUCCGCACUGGAGGAGGCCUCUGGCGAAGCCCCACGCGGCGCUGGGCUCAAGGCCCCACGGCGGCGGCCGACGGCACUGCAGGACGACGGGGGAGGUUCUGCGGUUGCUGCCGAGGCGGGGUCGUCGGCCAAGAAGAGGCCUCGAAAGGCCGACGCGGAGGGGCGGUCGCUGGCGGCCUUCGCGGCCGCGGCGGAGCAGCAGCGGCUGACCGCGGCAGCCCUGGGCGGUGCGCACUUUGCAGGGCUUCCGUGCGUGCUGGAGUCGCUCGGCUUGCCUGGGGCCAGACCUGCAUCCGCACCGGAGGAGGUCUCUGGCGAGGCCUCACGCGGCGCCGGGCUGCCAGCGGCAUUGCCACCUCCGCCGCGGCCUCCCUCGAGUGCGGCCGUGCCCGAACCAACGAGGAGCCCCGCGGAGCCCAUCAUCGACAUUGAAGCCUCAAUAGCAGACGCUGCGCCCGAACCUUGCGUGCGUGGGGCGGGCGAGGCUCCGCAGUUGCCCGCUGUCGCAGCCGAGGAGGCCCCGCUGGACAAGGAGCCCAAGGAGGAGAAGGCCUCGGCGACUAAAUACAGGCAGGCACACGAGGAGGCUGGGUGCGCAGGCAGCGUCGUGGAGGUGCUCUGCUUCGCCUGUCGGAGAACAAAGGACACCACCGUGCAGAAGAGUCUUCAGUCCUUCUUCAAGCUCAAGCAGCCCACGGCAGACCAGGGGCCCUGUGCUGACCCUGCGUCUGAAGUGACAGAGCCGCCAGAGAAGAAUCAGCCUACGGGAGGCGCGCCACUCUGUGCGAGGUGCCGCCGGCCGAUGUGGAUCAAGGGGGACUCCUUCACCCAAGGGGGCGCGGCAAACUCCCUGAGGGGCUGCGGGGAGAUGCCGCAGCUGCAGCGCAUCAGGGCCUACAGGCGCAGCGCCGAGAAGCAGGGGGUGCCCUACCUCCUGUCUGAACGCGGCGCCUGCGCGCUCAUGCGUAAGGAUUGCGUCACCUGCGGCGCCGCGGCACCCGCGGGCGGGCACGGCCUGGCAAGGUUGCGGAAAUGGCCUGCGGGCACCGAGAAGCCCGAGAGAGGCGGCUUCAUGGGCCCAUACAUGGAAGAGAACGUCACGACGGCCUGCUCAAUGUGCAAUAUGAUGAAGGGCUACCACACAAUCGGUGGCUUCGUAAAUAGGUGUCGGCACAUCGCUUCCAUGCACACGCCAGGCGAGCAUUUUGGAGAGUACCCGCACCACUUCAGGGACAACGUCUCGAAGCGCUCGCGUUCUUGCUACAUCACCUCCUCGAGCACGCACACGAAGACCCACUCCAUCACCAACGAAGAGUUCAAUCGGAUCACGGCCCAGAAGUGCUACUAUUGCCACAAGGAGCCACGGCAACCGAAGACAUUGGGCCCCGAUGACAGGGGCCACUUCAAUGGCCUCGACCGCUUGGACUCUACGCACAGAGUCUACACUGUGGAUACCACGGUGGCAUGCUGCGGGGACUGCAACGUGAUGAAGUUCAAGUGGCCGCUCGAUAGGUUCUUGGAACAGUGUCGUAAGGUAGCUCGCCUCCACGUGGGUCACGAGUUCGAAGACACCGAGCAGGGAGGCACAGGGGAUGCAAUCGACAUCGACUGCGAAGACAGUGCUGACACUGCCGAGUUUGUGUGCGGCUUGAUCGGCGAUGGUGAUCCGCUUGUCGCUCCAGAGAUUGCUAAGGGCGACGGCGCUGAGGAGGUGGGAAUCACCGCUGGGCAGGCGUAGCACUCUUGCAGCUGCGCCGGCGAUGCGCAUGCACAGGCCGCCACUCCGUGGGCGUCCAUCUGUCCCUCGGCCGUGCGGGAGGCCAGUCUCGGGGACGCCGAGAUCGGCGCCGAGGCGAAGGUCUCCCCACACUUCUCCUCCGAGAUCUCACUCCUCGUUAUUUCUGUGAAACCUGGCCUCACAGGUCUGAUGGCCACGCCCACCUCUCUUUCACAGUAGGGCUGUUCCAACACCAUGUCACUGUGUCGGGCCCUCCUCUCCUGGAUGAUCCAUGUUGUGUGUCCGCAUGCUUUGUGGAUGUGCAAGUGUGGCGUCCUUGCUUGGUUCAGUUGGCUUGCAUGAUUGCUUGUUUGACUUGUGGCUGGUAGUUCGGUUGGUUAGUACGCAUCCUGCUUUACAAGGCUCCCCACACGCCUCUCCUCCACAUAAGGUGGCCCACUCGACGACGUAGUGAUUUCGCGGCUGCGCCCGAGGCGUUCCCGUUCUGCCGAGAUUCGUGAGCACUUCUGGCGUCCAGUGGCGUGUGGGGCAUGCCUCUGAGGUAGGGCGACCAUUGCGGGAUGUCUCGCUAAA